GCGCUUCACAGUCACAUUAGGAUACCAAUAUCGGUCUAAACACACAUAGGAGCACAUUCUUAAUAUGCUUUAUCAUUGAAAGUAUUGUAGUCUGAUAGCCAGAGAAAGUGUCUCUUCCUGGUUUCUCAUGGCCCUGAAGCUGAGACGAAGGCGGGAGCUGAGCACACUGCAGACGGAGGAGAGCAGAGCUCGCUGCAGACUCACUGUUAUCACUGUGUGCUGUGUAACAGUCAUUCUGACAACCUUGAUAGUGGGCUUGUACUUUACGGUUAAGAUUGUGAAUGCCAAGUUUUUCUACUGCUCUGGAUCUUUGAGGUUUAUUUCAAUAGAGAAGGCAUGUGAUGGAAAAGCUGACUGUGCUGGUGGUGAGGACGAGCUCAACUGUGUAUCCAAACUGCGAACAAAUGGCACGUUUCCAGUGAAGUUGGUAGGGGACAGGUUGGUCCUGCAGGUGUUCAUUAAUGAGGGAGGAUGGAGAACAGUGUGUGCUGACAAUUGGAGGACAAAGCAUACGCGGUUAACCUGUCAACAACUGGGCUUUACUCUGAGUCCACGAAGUGCUCGGGUCCCGGUGAAGGCUUUAUCAAUUCCAAGCCUUCUGAACGCAUAUGCUACAGUUGGCACGGAUUCAAUAAACACUGACAUCCAGAGUUUUCUUACUGCUAGUGAUAAAUGUGUCUCUGGGUCAGUGGUGUCUUUGUCGUGUUCAGACUGUGGGGAGGUAGUGGCAGAGGACCGCAUUGUUGGUGGGGUGGACACAGAAAUAGACCAAUGGCCGUGGCAGGUCAGUCUUCAGUGGAACCAUAAGCAUAUGUGUGGAGGAGCGUUGCUGUCCACAAUCUGGAUUGUAUCAGCAGCUCAUUGUUUCACAGGGCGGACAAGAGAGUUGAGUCGAUGGACGGUGGUAAUGGGUCAGACCGAAUUGGAGAAUGCCAAGGGCGUCACUGUAGAACACAUUGUUGUCCACAAGGACUAUAGCCGCCUAACCAAUGACUUUGACAUCGCCAUGCUAAAACUCACCUGGGCUGUCACGCUCAAGGAAUCAAUUUGGCCAGUUUGUUUACCUCCACACCAGCUGUCUGUGAAGGAUAUGCUUGUGGUGACUGGGUGGGGCUUGCUAAAGGAGAAGGGUCAGGUGCCCUCAGUACUACAGAAAGCUUCAGUGCCACUGAUUGACAAAUCAGAAUGUUCCCAGCCCUCGGUUUAUGAUUCUGCCAUUACUCCCAGAAUGCUUUGUGCUGGAUUUCUCGAAGGGACUAUAGAUUCAUGUCAGGGAGAUAGUGGGGGUCCACUUGUGUACCUUUCAUCCCGUUGGCAAUUAUUGGGCAUAGUGAGUUGGGGAGUGGGUUGUGCGCGUGAGGGAAAACCUGGAGUUUACACUGAUGUUAGUCAACUUUUGGACUGGAUCUACACUGUAAUGGAGAGACAUCUGUGAAAAUCCACACCCUGGUCACAUCACUGUGGUUUUGAGACAUGAAGGAUAAAGUCCCUGAAUCCUCAGCGGUCUUGAAUUAGGAACAGUAAACCUCUAUCAAUUUUUAAAAUCGAUGUUGCUGUUCUAUAUUUGACAUUCAUCAAAAUGUUUUGCUUUUAAUCAUGUUUGUUUCAUGUUAUACUAUCACAGUUUCCCUGUAUGUUCUAUGUCAGUCUUUCGAAGCCAUGAAAUGUUUUAAUUGCUAUUUUUUCAAAACAUAAAUGUAAAUAAAAAUAAGAGACAUUUAUUUGAUUCAUGUACCAGUUCAGCAAACAUUGUUUUAUUUCAAAAAAUGUUUUAUUAGCUGCUUGUUAUAAAGAAUUAUAAUACACAUGAAUGUGCAAACCCAUGGGGAAUAACCGGCCUGCACACUAAGGAAAUACUGGAAACAAGGAUUCAGGAUUACGGGCUGAGUGGAUCAUCUAUGCUACAGCUUGUUUUACAUUCAGUUUGGUUGGGGACUGAUGUCAAACAAUGUCUACUGUCUGUGGUUAACUGACACUGUCUACACCGGAUGCGAGCAGCGUGACACGACAAUAAACCUUAAGACAUGUCGCAUUCCAUGUGGACUGCAUCACUGAUUAUAAUGGGUUCUAUUGUCUUUUGCGUUGCGCCACUCACGUAAAUGCAUUGCAAGACUAUUGGUGCAAAGUAGUUAUUUUUCAGAUAUAGCCCAGGGUGAAUUUAAAGGCCUUUAUUCCCCUUGGUCUUAAAGUACAUUAUUUACAAGACUGAACAAGUAUUCAUAAAGCAUAUAAAUGCACAUGUCCUGAUCUAUCAGUGCCACUCUACUUAAACAUUUUAUAGCUUGCAAGUAACACAUUACAUGAACAACUAACAAGUUGAAUGUUUUAUCACAGUUUGUGCAGACACUCAAUUAAUUCCGGAUUAAUCUCCGGAAAGUAGUUUUUUUUUUCAAUAAUAAAAUGGAUAUAUGGAAUCUUGAUUCAAGUUUCUGUCCAGGCUGCAAAAUUAACAAAAGAUGGCUAAACAAAAGUAAAACUUAAAGUGAUACUUCACCCAAAAAUGAACAUUCUGUCAUUUACUCACCUUCGAGUUGUUCCA
Messenger RNA from Triplophysa rosa, 2539 nucleotides. RefSeq names its product transmembrane serine protease 4b (gene tmprss4b). Bases 128 to 1435 code for a protein of 435 amino acids. The record is from RefSeq and is a predicted model, not a curated record. Gene Ontology annotation, molecular function: protein binding; serine-type endopeptidase activity. Gene Ontology annotation, cellular component: membrane. The transcript is spliced from 12 exons. Gene Ontology annotation, biological process: proteolysis. NCBI's taxonomy places the organism in Eukaryota, Metazoa, Chordata, Actinopteri, Cypriniformes, Nemacheilidae.